AUGGUAGUAGAUAGCACAUACUAUGAUCUUCUUAAUAUAGAAACCACUGCUACAUCUCUAGAGAUCAAGAAAGCUUACCGGAAAGCGGCUAUAAGGUUGCAUCCAGAUAAGAAUCCCAAUGAUCCAACAGCAGCUGCGAAAUUUCAAGAGGUUGGUCAGGCAUACCAAGUAUUGAGCGAUGAGACGUUAAGAACCAAAUACGAUAAGUACGGUAUCCAGGAGUCAAUACCCUCAGAAGGAUUUGAGGAUCCUGCCGAGUUUUUUACGAUGAUUUUUGGUGGAGAAGCAUUUAAAGAUUGGAUUGGCGAAUUGAGUCUUUUGCUGGAAUUAUCCAAAUCAGCCGAGCUUUCGGGGUACGCCGAGGAUGAGAAGAAGGACGAAAAGAAGAAAAACGAGGCCUCAAGGUCUGGCGGUGAAGAGAACUUGGAGAACAGCAGAAACAAUAAUAAUAACAAUAAUAAUAAUUACAAUUACAAAAGGCCCCAAUCAUCUGGCUCUGCUGGAGAUUACAAGUUAUUGUCACAUGCAGCAUUUGAUGAAAGCAAGCUAACGCACAAAGAAGAAGAGGAGAAAAAGAGGAAAGAGGAAUUGGAAAAAUUUGAAGAAGAGUGUCGAUUGAAGAAGAUUGAAACAAGGAAUACGUUGGCUGAGAAGUUGACUAAUAAGUUGUCUUUGUUCACAGAAACCGAUAUGAAAGAGGAUGUAGUUGAAUCAUUUAAAGCCAAGAUAAAAUAUGAAGCUGAAUCUUUGAAGAUGGAGAGUUUUGGUUUGGAAAUUUUGCAUACAAUAGGACACAUUUAUAAAAGUAAAGCGAAAAUAUUUUUAAAGAACCAGACAUUUUUUGGGUGGGGAGGAAUUUGGUAUUCUGUUAAGGAAAAGGGUGGUGUUGUUAAAGAUACUUUCAGAACAAUAUCGGCAGCUUUAGAUGCUCAACGUACUAUGGAAGAAUAUGCACAGAUGCAACAGGAUAACGAGUACCAUGCAAAGAAAGAAGCUGAAGAGGAAGAGGCGAAAAAAAAUGCAGAUGUAGAGAAAACCAAGUUGCAAAAAGAAUUGGAAAAUUUGCAUCAGCAGCAGCAGCAGCAGCAACAACAACAACAACAACAAGAAGAAGAAGGACAAUCAAAUAAAGUCAAAGAUGGUCAGGUUUCCAAAGAUGGCUCUAAAGGAGUAGUGGAGCCAACCAAACAUACCGCUGAGGAGUUAGCGGAGAUGGAAAAAUUCUUAUUAGCCAAAGUCCUAGCGGCAGCUUGGAACGGAUCGAAAUUUGAAAUUCAAGGUACAUUACGUGCAGUUUGUGAUCUUGUAUUGGACGAUGAAGAAGUUCCUUUGGAGCGAAGAGUUGCUAGGGCACAAGCAAUGAGACUUAUUGGUCAAGUAUUCUCUUCAAUGACAAGAACUGAAGCAGAAGAUGAAGAAGCUAGAGUAUUUGAAGAGUUAGUUGCUGAGGCAAGUAAGAAAAGGGAGCGAAAGAAGAAACCAAAGGCGGAAGAAACUCGUGUUUGA
Lodderomyces oxycetoniae is the source of this 1506-nucleotide messenger RNA. It is a transcript of the gene DJP1, whose product is annotated as Djp1p. The transcript has a single exon. The record is from RefSeq and is a predicted model, not a curated record. NCBI's taxonomy places the organism in Eukaryota, Fungi, Ascomycota, Pichiomycetes, Serinales, Debaryomycetaceae. The coding region runs from base 1 to 1506 and encodes 501 amino acids. Gene Ontology annotation, cellular component: cytosol. Gene Ontology annotation, biological process: protein import into peroxisome matrix.